UUAUUCCGGUUGGUCGUUCCGUACACGUGUUCGCUGUUGUUUUAUCUUGAACUUUUUGCCCUUAUUCAACACAGUAUUAUUCCAAAGACUAUUCGCUCUCGCGCUUUGGUUUGAUCGAAGAGACAAACGUCAAUUUUUUUUCGAAUUAAUCAUUAAACAUCACAAUGACAUCCUCAAAAAAAUAGUCUUAGUUUUUUUUAUUGGUAACCCGUAUAAUUUUUGAAGUGGAAACUAUUCAAUCAAAAUUUCACAUUUACACAUACAUAUGUUUCAUUUUUCUUUAAAAUCGUUUUUUUAACAUCAUUUUGGUAAUAUUGGUGAGUUGCAAAUUGAAUUGAAAAUAUUUCUGGGUUUAAAAAUGAAUUCGAAUGUAAUUCGUAGAAUUUUAGUCGACUUAGCUCGCUCUUAUCCAAGUCAAUAUCAUCAAGUCUACUUAAACACCCUUCAAAACCAACAAGUUCGCACCCUCACGGUCGUUCAUGGACAAAUUGAUCAAUUGCCACAAAAAGUCAAAGAUUUCGUAGAGGAAUGUGUAGAAUUAUGUUGUCCGGAUAAGCUCCAUAUUUGCGAUGGAAGCGAAGAGGAAAAUAACAACUUAAUUAAAGUGCUUGCCGAUAAAGGAGUCAUCAAUCAAGUCACUAAAUUAGAAAAUUGUUGGUUAGCGAGGACUAAUCCAAAAGAUACAGCUCGAGUUGAAGCAAAAACGUUUAUUUGUACCGAGGAAAAACACGAUGCAGUCCCAAGAUCUAAACCGGGUGUACAAUCAAAAUUAGGACACUGGUUAUCCCCUGAUGACAUGGAUAAAGCCGUUGCAGAACUCUUUACGGGUUGUAUGAAAGGAAGAACCAUGUUUUUGCUUCCAUACUCAAUGGGGCCGAUUGGUUCCCCCUUAUCAAAAAUAGGGAUCCAAUUAACCGAUUCGGAAUACGUCGUUUUAUCAAUGAGGAUAAUGACGAGAAUGGGUCAAGCGGUUAUGAAACACUUAGGUAACAACGAUUUUGUAAAAUGCCUCCAUUCAGUUGGCACCCCAAAAAGUGGAAGGCACGAAAAUCCUUUAUGGCCUUGCGAUCCCGAGCGUACCAUGAUCAUGCAUCGCCCAGAUUGCAAUGAAAUCGUUUCUUAUGGAAGUGGAUAUGGGGGAAAUUCAUUGCUGGGAAAGAAAUGUUUUGCUUUAAGAAUUGGGUCAACUAUCGCUAAAAGAGAAGGAUGGCUAGCUGAGCAUAUGCUGAUUUCUGGUUUUACAAGACCAGAUGGUUGCAAAUUCUACAUAACAGCCGCUUUUCCAUCGCAAUGUGGGAAAACUAAUUUAGCCAUGAUGACCCCAACUUUAAAAGGCUACAAAGUUGAAUGCGUCGGGGAUGAUAUCGCUUGGAUGCGUUUCGAUAAAGAAGGAGUUUUACGCGCGAUCAACCCAGAAAACGGAUUCUUCGGUGUAGCCCCCGGAACGAAUCAUGAAUCAAACCCAAUUGCUAUGGAAACAGUCAAAAAAGACACAAUCUUCACUAACGUUGCAUCAACAAGUGAUGGAGGUGUUUAUUGGGAAGGGCUUGAAAAAGAAGUCGAUUUAACCCAUCUUAAAGUUUGCGAUUGGUUGGGUUAUGAGUGGACCCCCGGAAGUAAAAAUUUAUCAUCUCAUGGAAACUCAAGGUUUUGUUCUCCAGCUGUGAAUUGUCCAAUCUUAGAUCAUGCUUGGGAGGCACCUGAGGGUGUUCCAGUUUCUGCGAUUCUCUUCGGGGGAAGACGCCCCGAAGGAGUUCCUUUAGUUUACGAAGCUUUAAAUUGGAAACAUGGCGUGUUCGUUGGUGCUUCAAUAAGAAGUGAAGCCACUUCCGCCGCAGAAUUUAAAGGAAAAACAAUUAUGCACGACCCAUUCGCUAUGCGUCCAUUCUUCGGGUACAAUUUCGGAAAAUAUAUCGAACAUUGGUUGAGUAUGGAGAAGAAAUCACAAAAAUUACCCAAAAUUUUCCAUGUAAAUUGGUUCAGAAAAGGUAAAGAUGGAAAAUUCCUUUGGCCGGGAUUCGGAGACAACGCAAGAGUUAUCGAAUGGAUUAUGAGGAGAUGUGCUGGUGAAGAUGUCGCUAUUGAAACACCGAUUGGUUGGAUUCCUAAACCCGGGACUCUUCAUAUUGAAGGUUUGAACCCAACGCCCAAUAUGGAGGAAUUAUUAAAAAUCGAUAAAAAAUUCUUUUUGGACGAAUUAACGGAAAUUGAAAAAUAUUUCGAUGAAAAUCUAACAACGGAUUUACCACAAGCGAUGAGAGAUGAAAUAAAAGCUCAACGAGAGCGGUUAAGUAAAUAA
Onthophagus taurus is the source of this 2299-nucleotide messenger RNA. Its product is annotated as phosphoenolpyruvate carboxykinase [GTP]-like. Gene Ontology annotation, molecular function: manganese ion binding; GTP binding; phosphoenolpyruvate carboxykinase (GTP) activity. Gene Ontology annotation, biological process: cellular response to glucose stimulus; propionate catabolic process; gluconeogenesis. The record is from RefSeq and is a predicted model, not a curated record. Lineage: Eukaryota; Metazoa; Arthropoda; Insecta; Coleoptera; Scarabaeidae. Gene Ontology annotation, cellular component: cytosol.